AGUAAACAGUAAUCACGUUACAAGGGUGACAACCCGGAAGAGCUGCCUUUCUCUGAUUAACGUUUGAAUAGACAAGAAUGAGCAAUUUAUCUUGAGAAGAAACGAUUAAACGCGAUGCUGUUAACAUCGUACAGCCUUUGAUAAUCAUAUCCGUGUCUUAAUCUUCGGCGCUGGAGAGACAAAGGCGGUCGAGCGCGAGCAGCAACGCCCUGAUGCCAGCCGCCCCGUCGGAGAAAAAUACCCUCUCCGCUCUGUUUACAAAUCGGCUGGGCGAAAGUGUUUCCCCGCAGUGUGUCGUUAGCUAAUCGUGUGUGCUUUUCAGACGAAUAGAAAACAUGGCUGAACUGCAUGUCGUGGAGUCGAGCAGCACUGGCACCAUAGAGCAGCCCGAGCAGCACCGCGAUGUCCGGGGCUCUGUGCGCCUGGCGUCGCCCACUCUCAUGGUUCCUCCGCGGAGCAGCCAGCUCAGCCCCGGCGGGGUGUCGAGCGGCAGCGGCGGACGCUCUGUGUUUGGGUUCCCGGGGAAGAGCAACCCGAGCUCCCCGUCCGAACCGGCGGACAAGCCGGGCUCGCGCUGGGUUCGCCUGAACGUCGGCGGGACCUACUUCGUCACGACCAAACAGACGCUGUGUCGGGACCCCAAAUCCUUCCUGUCCCGACUGUGUCAAGAAGACCCCGACCUGGACUCCGACAAAGAUGAGACUGGAGCCUACCUGAUCGACAGGGACCCCACAUACUUCGGCCCCAUCCUGAACUACCUUCGCCACGGAAAACUGAUCAUGGAUAAAAAUCUGGCUGAGGACGGCGUUCUUGAGGAAGCCGAGUUCUACAACAUCGCAUCACUGGUGAGGCUGGUGAAAGAGAGGAUACGGGACAACGAGAACCGAACAUCCCAGGGCCCUGUGAAGCAUGUGUACCGAGUACUACAGUGCCAAGAGGAGGAACUCACACAGAUGGUCUCUACCAUGUCAGACGGUUGGAAGUUUGAGCAGCUCAUAAGCAUCGGCUCCUCUUAUAACUACGGCAACGAGGACCAGGCAGAGUUUCUAUGUGUAGUUUCCCGGGAACUGAACAACUCCACCAACGGCAUCGUCAUCGAGCCCACCGAGAAGGCCAAGAUCCUCCAGGAGCGAGGCUCGCGGAUGUGAGGAGAUGAAGCGCUGAGCUAAAUAACACUUUACCAACAAAAAAAAGACAAUAACAAACAUUUCCUCCAGUUUUCAUUAAAGACCCAUGAGUUCCCCUUCUACCUUUCUAACAUCACCUCUGUCUACAUCGUCAUCGACGCUCGCCCCUCCUCCUCUGGUGUGCCUUUCCACAGCGGGGUCUGCCGACGCCCCCCCCCCCUCCAGUGCUGCAACACCACGCGGAUGUUCCUCCUCCUCCGUGGCCGGCUGUGGAACACUUCAGGGGGAGUUUUAAAAAGGGAUUACCAGUGAGUGUUUUCUUCCUCAUAGCAGCUUUUCUUGAUGGUCAGUGUCACUGCGGUGCAGGCAGGCUACAGUACUGAUUGUAGCCCCGUAUUAUUGUCAGCGGAUGGACGCCCAGCUCAAAGCUACUCUAAAUCAUCAUCAUCACUUCUACUUUUGGCUAAGCAGGAACCUCCUCAGGACUCUCAAAGGACGUAAAGGAAUGAAUACCGCUCCUCUGUCUGAGCCUCUUUACCUGAAUCUGGGAAUGGAGCGACUGCCGCGUCUUGAUCUGCACUCCCAGAAUCCUCGGCUGAUUUCUGAGGCAACACACAGAGCCUGGAGGAUGAAGGGCGCAGGAUUUGAAGGCAGCGUGACGCACAGUCUCUGUUUGAGCCAUCCUUGUGCAGCAUUUCAGUCUUUAAACACUUUGAAAGAGUAAACGACCUUACAGGUGUUUCUGUUCCGUUUCGCUGUACAAAUCACAACAUCCUCCUGUUUCCUGUCCCUGGGCUCGAUUUGGUCUCUACUUCCCAGGGAUAAUAAUGUCCACGCAAAAAGAAAACUGAAAAAAAGAAAAAAAAGACUACACUUGUGUACAAUUUGUCCAGGCAUGUGAGGAAUCUUAAUAUAGAUCUAUAUAGGCUACAUGAUGAAAUUAUAUGAAAUGCAAAAUGGUGUAAGUACUGAUUUCUGUAUCAUAGUUGUUAUAUAUUUACAUAUGGGUCUAUUUAAACGAUGGAGAAAAUAUCAUUAUUCAUAAUCAUGAAUUUUUUUCUGAAAGUUUCCCGCCCGGUAAUAUGGUGUGUGUACGCAGUGCCUCGCUGCUUUCUGUCCAUCACUUAAAUAUCACGUUUUAUCAAAAAAACAACAUCCAAGUUUUCUCUACGAUAUCCUACUUCGAAUUCUUGCAUAUCUUAAAAUUGUAAUUAGAGAAAACUGUCAUUUGUCCAGAUAAAGAGGCGGGGACUGUGGCCAGUGUACGCUGUGCUCUUUUCAUGCCGAUGUUCUCCCAACUUUCAGCUGCCUCUCGACUUACCACCCAAAAAUCUGUGUUGUCCUACAUUCUGCAGCACUUGUAGCAACUGAGUUCUUUGUGCUUAAACCCUGAGAUACCUGAGCUUACAUUAUCACAGAGAUUUACAGACUGUAAGCAAACCUACCGCAUUAUUUCAGAUCUUAUGUGACACUGUUUUUAUUGGCUAAAGUACGUUUCUCUUUAAGUAUACUUGAGUUGCUGUGUGAUAGUGCUGUUUUUAACACAACAUUGGAGCAACAUGCAAAUGAAGUCUGAAGUUCUAUUGAAAUAAUAAUAAUAAUAAUAAUAAUGGGUUCCAUUUAUAAAGCACUUCAUAUUUGAUUUCAAAUCCCGAAGUGCUACAAGUAGUGAGCAUGAACAGUAUAAAUAAACAUUACACAACACGGUAGAAUUAAUAAAAAGCAAUAAAAAGGACUAGGCAAAGGCUCUUUUGAAGAGAUGGGUUUUGAGGCCUUUUUUAAAAGCCUCCACGGUCUGUGGUGCUCUCAUUUGGUCGGGGAGAGUAUUCCACAGACUGGGAGCAGCCGAGCAGAAGGCCCGGUCUCCCAUAGUACGGAGCUUAGUCCUGGGGGGUUUGAGGAAGUUGGAGUUGCAGUAGUGCACUAAAUUGAAGGCAGAAUAUGUGUCAAAUACCAUUCUGCCUGAAGUAUUGGUACUGCAGAGAAAUCCUGGCCAACAGAUCCUGAGGAAGAAAAUCAAAUGAAUAUACAUUUCAAUGAAAAUGAGAAUAAUGAUGACCAAUAUGUUUUUCAAAUCGUUUAACACUUAUGGAAACCUACAUUAGAUAUUGAAUGCUAACCCUGAACACACUAAACAAUUGUUAGGUCAAAUUGGUAUGCUUCAUAGCUUUCAAAUCAUGUAUAAGCAAUAUGCACUUUAAGUCAAGUACAGGUGAAUUGGCUCAUAUCUAAAAUGUGCAUUUACUAAAUCAGCAGGGGUAAGUAACCGGAGCUGAUGACUGAAAAUAAAUCAUUGUACAUUUUUGUGUUUUUCCUCUGAUAAAACACAAGACACUUUGAUGUUUCCAUAGGUCAAAAAAAUAUUAAAUUCUUUAGUAUUUUCAGACGUUUUUAGAACUUAGCUAUUCAUUUGUUUAUUGAGAAAGCUAUCCUAGCCUAUCGGCAAAAACAGUUUAAUCUAUAAAAUGUCAGAAAAUAAUGAAAAAUGCAUGUGGUAAUGUCUUCUAAUUUCUGGUUUCGCUUCAACCUACAGUCAAAAAACAAAAAUUAUAACUCAAUGAUAUAAAACAGAGAAAUACGGAAAAUCUUGACAUUUGAGAAACUGAAACCAUUAAUUUUAGAGCCGUUAAUUCACUAAUGGAUUUACCACUAAACCCACAAAUGUAUGCUAAUAGCUGUUAUUAAAACGUUGUUACUGGUUUCAUUGCGGCCUUGUUAAAUGAGCAGCUUAAAAGUUUGGUCCACAACACAUAUCAGAUCAAAACAUUUCGUGCAGCCAGGCCUCACGUUUUAAAUCCUGGCACGUGAAAGCUAGAUCUUUAACCGAUCACUUUGAUACACCCUUAGUUUGUAUAAAGCGCAUAUUUGAUGCAGUUAUGUUAUAUCAAGCAUGAACAAAAAAAGAAUGCAAGAAAAAAGAAACUGUACCUGUGCUGACGUCAUUCUCCCCGAUGCUCAGUCAGGUCUCGGAGCUCAAACUUUGAUGUGACUACUUCUUCUUCGUUGUUUUAUUUCCUCUUGCUGUGUUGUGCAGUUUGAUUCUGCUUUCCUGAGAGUUGUGAGCAGACUGAGCGUUGCUAUAAAAUGCUCCAAACGUCUCAUUGAGGAGCUUUUUUUCCCUCCCUCCCCUUUGUGGUUUCUCUGGGCCUUUUGCAAAGCACCUUGGGUGUUGUCUCCCCUUCGUCUGUGUCCAGUGUCGUGCCUUUUGACCUGUGUUGUGCACAGUUGUUCUCCCCUCUUAUCAUAAGGUGCCUCUCAUACCUUAAAAAAAAUCCAGGAGGCACCUGCCUGAGGUGUAAUGCGGUCUUUAGCUUGUUUUCAAUUUCAGUGUUUCAGGGAGAGGCAAGCCAAACAAACCUGUUGUCCCCUGCUUUAUUUUACAAUACCGACAAACUCCAAAUGAUAACCAGCUGCUUUCUUUGUGCCAUUGCUUUGUGCUGCCCCUUAUCACUCCUGGAGGUUCAGAAUUGUGUCCCAAUCUGCUGUAAACACUGCUGGUGGUUUGGCUUUAUAACAUUUUUUAUUGAAAAAUAAGGAAGGAGCACUCGGCAGCAGAAAGAUCAUUCACAGCUGACUACCCUGCUGCUCUUAUCUUUAAAAAAAAACACCAGUGCACUUGUCAUCAGAUAAGGAUUUGACUUAGAACUCCACCUCUAUUAGCUUCUUCUUCUUUGGUUAUUGGGUUGCAAGAUCUAUCCCUAAUGAUCCCAUUGUUAAAUGUGUGUUAUUAACAUCUUAAAGCACUUACUGUUCCCCAUCAACUUCGUGGACCCAGUUGGAUCUUCCCUUGGUUGUAUAGUUCAGUGGUUCCCAAACUGAGGGUGUAGCCCCAGAAGUGGUCGCAAGACUGCUAAAAAGAUGGGAAAGCAACAAUAUAUACUCUUUUUUUCCCUGUAAUUAUAGUUGUUUUUUGUAUCUUAGCCAUGCUAGUAUCGUAGGUCCAAAUAGAUCAACAACAUGUCGUAUUGAACAGAUAUUCAUGGUUCCCAGAGGAUGAUCCCUGGCUUUUCGUCUGUACUACAUCAUUUUCUCUUAAAGGUUAAGAAUAUGAUUUUUGAUUCAAUUAUAUUAUAAGAACAUGCAACAUAAUUUAAAAGAAACAGCUGGUUAAUUAAACAAAGUGGCAGUAUAAAAUAUGUAUACAUAUAAUUCAUUUUGUAAACCUUAUUUGUUCCCUAUUUGUCAAAAGUCUCAAUCAUUUUGGAUUGGGUACCUUGAAAGUGCUUAAAAAGUGCUUAAAUGUUACUCUUAGAGAUCUGUAUGACUUCUGUAAUGACAUUUCCUUCACCAAUAGCUGUACCUUUUAAAUACAGUAGUGCUAAUCAAAGACAUUUUGAAUGCAAGUAAGAUAAUUAAUGAGGUAAAAAGUAUACGUGCUAAACAUUAGCAUGUUAGCUCAAAGCAAAACGUACAGCCUUACAGAACCAUCGCUAUGGCUGUUGUUUUUUUCUCUGUUAAUGUUUCUUGUGAAUCACCACAUGUUUUACUUCUUGAGGAAUUACAAAAAUGAUUUCAAUGAAAAGAAAAAGAACAUGAUAAGGGCGGCUAGUGUUUGAUUGUUGACGUAAUGUUUCAUAUGAAAAUGGCAGAAAAUUCUGUUUGCCAUCCUCUCAAUAUUAAAUUCUUCUGCUUUU
Molecule: messenger RNA, 5761 nt
Organism: Gymnodraco acuticeps
Lineage: Eukaryota; Metazoa; Chordata; Actinopteri; Perciformes; Bathydraconidae
Gene: kctd2
Product: potassium channel tetramerization domain containing 2
Exons: 6
Coding region: 336-1148 (270 amino acids)
Biological process (GO): proteasome-mediated ubiquitin-dependent protein catabolic process; protein homooligomerization
Cellular component (GO): cytoplasm; Cul3-RING ubiquitin ligase complex
Molecular function (GO): cullin family protein binding
Source: RefSeq, a predicted model, not a curated record